UCCAAUCCACUGUCAAAAAAUUGUAAAAACUAUAAUGGACAAAAUUCCAGACCAAAUUGGUUACCUGGUGCUUACAGAGGACGGGGCUGUCCUCGAGUCUGGAGGGGAGCUGGAGAAUGACGAGCGAGUAGCCACGAUAGUAACAGACCUUAUCAGCUUAUCAAACAAGGUUGACCCUGUGGCUUUUUCUCCCAGUGAACAGUUCAAGAAAAUAUCUAUUACGUACGACGACCACUGGUUCCUAAUUUGCAUGUCCAAUAAGAAGAUAUAUGUGGUCAAAAGGAACAUAUCUCUACCUGCAAGUGAACCUAAUUCAGUUGUUGUUUGACCAAUUCAAAACUAAGUCACCAUGGGACGGAACUUACUGAUGAGUAGUCUUGAAAAUGCGUCAUUUAAUAUAAUCUUCCAAAUAAUA
Molecule: messenger RNA, 415 nt
Organism: Cydia amplana
Lineage: Eukaryota; Metazoa; Arthropoda; Insecta; Lepidoptera; Tortricidae
Gene: Lamtor4
Product: ragulator complex protein LAMTOR4 homolog
Exons: 3
Coding region: 35-328 (97 amino acids)
Biological process (GO): cellular response to amino acid stimulus; positive regulation of TOR signaling
Cellular component (GO): lysosome; Ragulator complex
Molecular function (GO): guanyl-nucleotide exchange factor activity
Source: RefSeq, a predicted model, not a curated record